UGCAUUGCAUCGGACCCGAGAGCAUUAUUACAGGAUGAAGGAAGGAAGCAAAAAUAGACUUGACACACAAGUAUUGCAGAAAGUUUCUAAAGUGGGAAUUUGAAUUCUCCGCAGCCGACGCUGGGUGUGCUGCGGGGCUGUUACCCGAUCCCCUCCCUGCGCCCCGGAGCGCUGGGGACCCUCCGCGGGGCUCCUCCCCGCCUGCCUUCCCAGCAGGAGAGACAGCCAGAGGGAAGGAGAAACCCCCGGGAAGCGAGCUAGUGAGCAAAGAAAGGCUCAGAAAAUGGAGCUGCAGUAAUUUGCUGGCAGGACUGGAGGAAUCACUCCUUAGUUUUGAUGGGGAGACUUCACCAGUGACGUCUCUAUGUUCAUUUGCCGGCCUCCAAGAGUUAACACGGCCCAGCAGUGGCAAUAGCUGCUUUUUGGUGUACGCUGCCAUUUAGUUGGAGAAACCCCAACACAACAAAACAAGAAACAAACAAAACCCAACCCAAAUAAACACCCCCCCCCCCAACAUACAAACCCCAACAACCCUGCUGAAGACUUGUGUCAAAUGACGUCAAUGGCCAGUUUGUUCUCCUUUACUAGCCCAGCUGUAAAGCGUCUGUUGGGCUGGAAACAAGGAGAUGAAGAGGAAAAAUGGGCGGAAAAAGCUGUGGAUGCUUUGGUUAAAAAACUGAAAAAGAAAAAGGGUGCUAUGGAAGAACUGGAGAAAGCCUUGAGCAGCCCAGGCCAGCCCAGCAAGUGUGUGACUAUCCCUCGGUCUUUGGAUGGCCGACUGCAGGUUUCUCACAGGAAGGGCCUUCCCCACGUCAUUUACUGCCGGGUCUGGCGCUGGCCCGAUCUGCAAAGCCAUCACGAGCUGAAGCCAUUGGAUAUUUGUGAAUUUCCUUUUGGAUCUAAACAGAAGGAAGUCUGCAUCAAUCCAUACCACUACAAGAGGGUGGAGAGCCCAGUUCUACCUCCAGUGUUAGUGCCCAGACAUAGUGAAUUCAACCCCCAGCACAGCCUGCUGGUUCAGUUCCGCAACCUCAGCCACAACGAGCCGCACAUGCCGCACAACGCCACCUUUCCAGACUCCUUCCAGCAGCCCAACAGCACUCCCUUCUCCAUUUCACCCAACAGCCCCUACCCACCAUCCCCAGCCAGCAGCACUUACCCGAGCUCCCCAGCCAGCUCUGGCCCAUCCAGUCCAUUUCAGCUACCGGCUGAUACUCCACCUCCUGCAUACAUGCCCCCUGAUGACCAGAUGGGGCAGGAUAAUUCACAGUCAAUGGACACAAGCAAUACAAUGAUCCCUCAAAUCAUGCCAAAUAUAUCCACCAGAGAUGUUCAACCUGUUGCCUACGAAGAGCCCAAGCACUGGUGUUCCAUUGUGUAUUAUGAGUUAAACAAUCGUGUUGGGGAGGCUUUUCAUGCAUCUUCCACAAGUGUCUUAGUGGAUGGAUUUACAGACCCCUCCAACAACAAGAACAGGUUCUGCUUGGGGUUGCUGUCCAACGUGAACCGCAACUCGACCAUCGAGAACACGAGGCGGCACAUCGGGAAAGGAGUUCAUCUCUACUACGUUGGUGGGGAAGUCUAUGCUGAGUGUUUAAGUGAUAGCAGCAUCUUUGUACAGAGCAGGAACUGCAACUACCACCACGGCUUUCAUCCCACAACUGUAUGCAAGAUUCCUAGUGGAUGCAGUCUGAAAAUCUUCAACAAUCAGGAGUUUGCUCAGCUCUUAGCCCAGUCUGUCAACCAUGGAUUUGAAGCAGUGUAUGAGCUCACCAAAAUGUGCACCAUCCGAAUGAGCUUCGUCAAGGGCUGGGGAGCUGAGUAUCACCGGCAGGAUGUCACAAGCACCCCGUGCUGGAUAGAAAUCCACCUUCAUGGGCCCCUUCAGUGGCUGGAUAAAGUACUCACACAAAUGGGUUCUCCUCUGAAUCCCAUCUCCUCUGUUUCCUAGUGCUGAAAUGCAACCUCCAGCCUUGUUUUUAGCGAACUGGUUCUAAUUCUAGAGCAAACUUCCAGUGUGGAUAUACUGUGAGCUGUACGGAGAAUGGAUCUUACAGUGUAACUCUUUGGUUUUUAAAUCCCUUUGUGACCAAUGCCAUUGUGUAUAGCUAAUCAGUUUUUACAUUUCAAUUUGUUCUUGUGAUGCUUAAGUGACAGUUGAGCCCUGAGGGAGAAAAAGUCUAUUGAAAAGUUCAGAACAUUGGUUUUUUCCCCCCCUCCUUCCCCUAGAACUUCAACAGGCAUAUGUCUUAACUGGAACAUGGCUUCUCUUUUUUCUGUCCUGUAGGGACAAGAAUGAUGAAGACUGGCUUCAGAAAAUAAAUACAUAUCAUAGUUUGGGUGGGUUGGGGUUUUUUAAUUAUUAUUGUGAUGGUUUUGAGACUGUUGGAAGCUGAGCAGCUCCAGCUUGCAGGCUCUAUUCUUAGCAUAGCUGUUGAACAUCUUAAGGUUGACGUCUGUCGUGAGCAAAAUUAGGCUUUAUGAAGGCUGAUGUGCCUCAGAUUGAACAAUGUGAUUUUUAUUACUGUUUCUUUUUUGUUGUUGUUGUUGAAAUGUACACAUGAAAUAUACUUUUUACAGCUAUUGGAGUGGUGUAAGAAAACAAAGCAAACACUUGUAUUGUCUGCUGGCAAACGCUGUCCUAAACACACUGUAUGCUAAUGCAGAAUAGCAGUUGUUAGCCUUUUCCCACUUCAGUUUUGUAUUCUCUCUCUCACCCACCCUUGUACUGAUCCCAGGUAAACAUCUUGCACGUGUCUGGAGUAGUAAUCCCUGGUUUGCUUUCCAUUUCCACCCCUGCCCUUUGGAUUUGGUUGCCAAGGCUCGCUCUGUUUAGGUACCCUUCUUUCUUUUAACAUGAACACUACUAUUUGUAAAUGGCAGUGCUUACUACUUUUUGGAAGGAAUAAGUUGUUUCUGUUGUUGUUUCCUUGGUGUUUUGUUUUGGUUUGGGUUUUUUUUGUGGUGUUCUAGCUGUUUAUUAUUUUACCUGUCUGGAACUGAUCUGCCUUAGCCCCUUCCCCCCGCCCCCCUUAAUCUCUCAGUAGCCAUUAUGCAGUAUUAGUGAUCACAACACUCUACUUUCAUUCACUUUCAGGAUGAGUUUUGAAGGCUGUUGAGUGGCUUAGCAAAUUAGGAACUGAAUGCAGAAGCUUUUAGUUCCAGAUCAUGUAAUUUAACACAGACCUGUUGGCAAUGACCAAAAGUAAUCACUUUGUAGUCUGGGUGAGACAGUGGUCUUGAGCCUGUCCCUGAGGGCAGGGGCUCAGUCAGAAGACUCAGUGGUUGGCAGCUUUGUGGGAUGGAAGGACUGCAUUAAUGUGAUGGUGAAAUUCCUCUCUCACACCUAAAGAAUCCUGUUGCCUGUGCUGUUGUAUUAGUCAGUAGAGAAUUUAAACACUAAAGGAAACCAGUUCAAUAGCCUAUGCAUAUUUUCCCCCCCUUAAACAAUAAAAAAGGAGGCUGAAAAGUAUUCCAGGUGAAUUAUAUACAAAACUUCUUUGCAUGCAGAAAAGGACCUGUUGUGUAUUUCCACUUCUCACCCUCCUUUUCCUCUUUCCUGAACCUCUCUCCAGAGAAGGGCUCAGUGUUUGAGGGAGAGGCUGAAGACUCUGGAAUGCAAAUACUUAACUCGAAGAUGCCUUGCAGUUAAUGGCUGCAGUCCUGAGACACUGAUUGCUUUACACAAGUUCUUGUGUCCUCUGUGGAACGACAGUCUCUGCUCCAGUGUGGCAAUCCUGCAUCAUAUGGUACCUGAGUAGCAAAUGAUCUUAAAGGAAUAAAACUGUUUACGUGUCAUUGAAAUGUUUCUUAUGCAAUGCCUUAAAGGAAUAAACUGUAACACUUCUGCAGAACCCUCCCUCAUGUGCUCUUGUACAGGAGUUGCUGGGUGCCUGGGGCCUUGGUUUUAUCUGUUUGUUUGUCUGUUUGAAGCAAUUUCUCAAGUGUGUUUUAAAUCAACCAAGAGCA
Messenger RNA from Dryobates pubescens (Downy woodpecker), 3969 nucleotides. RefSeq names its product SMAD family member 5 (gene SMAD5). Gene Ontology annotation, biological process: cell differentiation; regulation of transcription by RNA polymerase II; transforming growth factor beta receptor signaling pathway. NCBI's taxonomy places the organism in Eukaryota, Metazoa, Chordata, Aves, Piciformes, Picidae. Gene Ontology annotation, cellular component: heteromeric SMAD protein complex. Gene Ontology annotation, molecular function: RNA polymerase II cis-regulatory region sequence-specific DNA binding; I-SMAD binding; DNA-binding transcription factor activity, RNA polymerase II-specific. The transcript is spliced from 7 exons. The coding region runs from base 554 to 1951 and encodes 465 amino acids. The record is from RefSeq and is a predicted model, not a curated record.